Chionomys nivalis (European snow vole) is the source of this 596-nucleotide messenger RNA. RefSeq names its product troponin I3, cardiac type (gene Tnni3). The coding region runs from base 1 to 540 and encodes 179 amino acids. Lineage: Eukaryota; Metazoa; Chordata; Mammalia; Rodentia; Cricetidae. The record is from RefSeq and is a predicted model, not a curated record. Gene Ontology annotation, cellular component: troponin complex. The transcript is spliced from 5 exons. Gene Ontology annotation, biological process: muscle contraction.
AUGUCAUCCUGGCAGAAAAAGUCUAAGAUCUCCGCCUCGAGGAAACUUCAGCUGAAGACUCUGAUGCUGCAGAUUGCGAAGCAGGAGAUAGAGCGCGAGGCAGAGGAGCGACGUGGAGAGAAAGGGCGCGUUCUGAGCACUCGGUGCCAGCCUUUGGAGUUGGAUGGGCUGGGCUUUGAAGAGCUUCAGGACUUAUGCCGGCAGCUCCAUGCUCGGGUGGACAAAGUGGAUGAGGAGAGAUACGAUGUGGAAGCAAAAGUCACCAAGAACAUCACCGAGAUCGCAGAUCUGACCCAGAAGAUCUAUGACCUGCGUGGCAAGUUUAAACGGCCCACCCUGCGAAGAGUAAGGAUCUCUGCAGAUGCCAUGAUGCAGGCUCUGCUGGGGACCCGGGCCAAGGAGUCCUUGGACCUGAGGGCCCACCUAAAGCAGGUGAAGAAGGAGGACAUUGAGAAGGAAAACCGGGAGGUGGGAGACUGGCGCAAGAACAUCGAUGCGCUAAGUGGAAUGGAGGGCCGCAAGAAAAAGUUUGAGGGCUGAAUCCACAGGCUCCCACCCUUCGCGCCGACGAUGUCCCUGAGGAAUAAACCUCUCUG